GAAAGACUGACAUAUGUUUGAAAUAAUGCAGCGCAUAAUAUUACUAGUAAUUAAAAAAAAUGGAAAUGUGCAUGUCAUUGUUUUGUUGCGUAAUUUGGAACAACGUGAACGAAUACAACCGAUUAUAUUAAUAUUGACACAUAUUAAUUUUUGAUGGAGAAACUCGAAAGAUACAUGACGUAACAUAUACCCGAGGUAGUAUCCCGGUCGUCAUACUUCCCGGGCCUAUACGAGGUAAAAUCAAUCAAUAAAUACACUAAUUAAGUGCUGUCACUGAUAACGGGCACCUGGCCUACAGACACCCAUGCUAUAUUAGCUGACAGAUUAUAAAACAAUUGAUGUUUGGUCGGACUGAUAACUAUAUGGUAUUAGCAUAUCGGACAAUGCCUGGUGUCUAGUUUUUUGCAAACACUUGAUUAAAACGGACCAAAUGAAAAACCAUUUUCUAAGGAAAAAUACAAUUUUUGGUAAAAAGAUGAAGAAUUACACACAUCAUACAGAGAGCUCAGACUCCAGCUGGGUCAAACCCACCAUUGUCUUUCUGGACAACAAUCACAAAUAUGUAUGUCAGUGGCUAAACGACUGUGAAAAACAUAAUGUUCAGAGUGUGAAUGGUGAGGAAUUUCCGGAGUAUCCCCCUGUCCCUCUAAGUACAGCCAGUGAUACAUUCUGCGAAGAGGCGGAUAUUUCGACAGAUAACGAGACAGAAAUUCAGAAGUGGUCAACUUGGCGGACCAAGGUCAACGAACGCCUAAUCAAUAACGUGUUAGUGUUGGAUCAGUUGUACGCGGAAGUGGACAGUGACGUCAGGGAAAACGUGCCGUCCAGCGUUGUUUGUUACCAGGAAGCUUCCAAGAGCAUGCACAGAUCUUCCACAGACCUCUCGCUUCCUGAUUUUACGGUGUACGGAAUACCUCGAGCCCGGCUUGGAAAAUAGACAGUGUUACAAUAGCUGUUACAUUCGUAGUGCAAUAACUAGCGAAGCCGGUUGACAUGUACAGCAAUUUUUACAUCCGAGACACAAACUAACUUCAAAUUUCAGAUGUUUUGUAGUAUGGCGCUUUCAGAUGUUUUGAACCAUCAGCUGGUCUCUCAUUCAUAGUGAAAAUUGCAUGUAUUUUCAUAUUAUAACCUCAUUGUUCUAUUUAUCCAUAUGAUCUCCACAAAAGUGACGAUUUUACCCAUCCAACCCAGUGUUUUUCAAAUAAAUUUGAUAUUAAUUAUACAAUA
Ostrea edulis (European flat oyster) is the source of this 1230-nucleotide messenger RNA. RefSeq lists its product as uncharacterized. NCBI's taxonomy places the organism in Eukaryota, Metazoa, Mollusca, Bivalvia, Ostreida, Ostreidae. Bases 431 to 937 code for a protein of 168 amino acids. The transcript is spliced from 2 exons. The record is from RefSeq and is a predicted model, not a curated record.